CAAUCCUCCACGGCAUUGGGGUGCACUAGAUCACGUUUCGAUGCGCUUCGUGGGUAUAAAAAGCUGCAGCACAUUUGGUGAGCGACAUUUAUCGAGCCUCAGGCCCACAAUGAAGCUACUGGUAGUCGGUCUUGCACUCUGUGCACUGUCAUGGGGACACAACCUCCCUAACCAGGAAUACCAACCUGGUGGCCAGUCCUAUUAUACUCAAGAUAUCCCAGACACCCAAGACUAUGUCCAGGGAGACAUGCAAGAUGGUGAGUUCCUUGGCGAAGAUGGAGGCGAUUCCUACCAGCAGCAAGACAAGUUUGAUGGUGGCGAUAUGGAUGAAGGAAUGGGGGAACAACAACAAGAAGACGCUCUACUCAGCUCUGAGGACGGAGCCAUCCCGGACGAAGAAGAAGGGCGAAGGGUGUACCUCAUGCACUUGGGUACAGAAGUGGAGGAGCAGAUUGCCGGGGAAUUUUAUGAAGCUCCAGGCGACAGCUUCGUGAAGAUGGAGGAGGUUCCACCGGAGGAUGAUGAGGACAUGGGGGGCCCCACAGAACAACACCACCACAAGUUUAAGAUCGGGAAGAGGAGUGCCGAUGACGACACUCUUAGCGAGCUGGAAGUCUUUCUGCAGCAGAAAGAGGAGGAGGGAGACAAAGGGGUUGGAUAUGGAGGCAGUGUAACGGUGCAGUGGAACAAUAAACUGCACGAACCUAUGAGUGUAACUUGUGGGGCUGGAUUCGCCCUUUAUCAUAUGCGGAGUGUCUUCAAUGCUGGAGCCCAAGACCGUCAGUUCCUCUUCGGCUGCAAACGAGUUGCACCUUUGUGCAUGCCUGGAAACAACUACGACCCGGCAAAACGUGUCUGCAAGUGGUACAAGAUGAACAACAUUGCAACAACUGGGCAAUACCACUGCCCUGGAAAUUACUAUUUAGCUGGAGUCCAGAGCAAAGCUACUUGCAAACACGACCGAGAGUGGCAUGGAAUGUGUUGCAACACGCCUCAUCUCUGCACCAGGUGCCGUUGGACUGGCUACCUCAAUGACUUCAAAGGAGGCAUCAGCUACACUGCCCCCGGAGUCUUUGGAGGCAUGAUCAGUAUAUAUAACUCAGCCGCCGGAGACCGCCGUUACCGUGUGAGUACCUGCACCGUAAGAGCCUGUUGAGUGUCAGUCACACUGAACAGAUUAAACUGAAACUGCCUGAGACUUGAUAAUUAUUAUUAUAGUUUAGCUACUUAACAUUGACUGUUUAACUGGCUGCAUGAACUAUGGUCUAUGUGUAUAUAAUGUUGGUAGUUAGCUAAUGAUGUUAUUCUGCUAAAUUCCGAUACGUAUGGAAAUUG
This is a messenger RNA of Geodia barretti, 1335 nucleotides long. NCBI's taxonomy places the organism in Eukaryota, Metazoa, Porifera, Demospongiae, Tetractinellida, Geodiidae. The record is from the annotation of a GenBank genome assembly.